AUGUAUCACUCCACGCGGUUGGACGUCAAGGUAGACGAUCUGAAGGUGCUCAUAGCGGCCAUGCUUGCGCUUGGAUGCUCUAAGGGCUUUGACAAAAAAGACCUACUGCGUGAUGUGGACGGCGAGGACGACCUGGCUUUGCAAGAACCAGCUCCAAUGGGGUAUUUCUCGCCGCUGUCGAGUGAUGUGGUGGUUCAAGCGGUUCUUGAUUUAGCAUCGAGCGCAGACAAUGAAGACGCAUCUGAACGAUCGAGAGAAACAAACGAGAAUGAGGCAGCUAUCCCAACCGAAGAAGAACAACUGAAAUCUUCACAGAAACUUAUUCAAAACGAAGAGAAAGUCGUAAAUGAUGCGGAAGAGCACGAACUUCCGGUACAAGUCGAAGCCAGGGACGACGAAGCUGAUACUGAAGUGGACGAAAGUCUCGAUGUCGCUGUAGUCUCCACUCCGAAUACCGACUUUGGGCAAAAUGAGGCAAUGGAUACUGAAGUGGAAAGUCCGGAAAUGCUUCCACCUCCUCAAGUUCAAGAAGAAGUUAAUGAAGCAUUAAAAAUCGCUCUGCCUCCACCAGCACCAACUUGUGUUCCUGUCAUUGUUGGCUCCAUUAAUACUGUUGAGGACGACAACGACGAUUCAGAUGAUUCUCAGGAUGAAGAUGAAGGCGAAACAUCUCAAUUACGACCCCCGUUACAGCUAGGUGGUCCAGAAGAUGACGAUGAAGAUGUGCUGGAGGUUGACGCAACGCUUUCCCGGAUGAACGAGAAUUUGAGAAGGAGAUGGAGCUUACAAGCGACGUUUCCUUUCUCCGUUGCUACAACUGGGGCGAGUCCCAGUAAAACUAUUGGUACCGCAGAGGACGAUGAAUUUGCGUUUGAUGUGAACCUCGAGAACGAUUUGAGUGUGCUGUCGGAAGUUUCUAUAAAAGCGCGCAGAGAAUCGCUCGAGGUAAAAAAGCGAAAGGAGGAGGAAGAGCUUCUGAAGGAACUCAAGCGGGCAACGGACGAAGAGAAGAAGCUCAAUGAAAGCGACCAAGCUAUGGACUCCACGCAGCCUGAUGCGACAGCAUAUAAAGACGCUGAUGCACUGUCGCUCGCUGAGCUCCACAGCAUCUACAAACGAGGUCUGGGAGACCAAGAAGUUCUUAUGGACGAAGAAAAAAAGAACAAGGAAGCUGAUGACGAGGAUAGUGAGGGGGAGGAAAAGGCACACAACGAUGGAAGAGAGGCGAGCGUUGCUUGUGAUAACGCACCAGAUACGAAGGCCACUUCCGAAAAACGUGAUGUCGAUGAGUCGGCGGAGUGGAGGGAAAUCAAACUGGUGCAACACAGACAAUCUCAGUCUGCAAACGCUGGCGACAGCCCAGAAACAGCGAUAGUAUCGUACACUGAAGCAGCAAAGUACUACGCCGAGACUCCAGAUGUCAUGCAGCACAGAGACAUCAUUGUCUCGGAAGAUUUCAGUCGUGGCUCGUACCGAGGCCGAUCCAACCCCAUCAAAGUUAUUGGCGAGGCCUUCGAUGGCGACUCGCUGCGUCCAUCUCGACCUGCUGAAGUCAUUGUCCCAUCCAAAUUGAAGGCGUCCGACCGCAAGGUGCUUGACAACAACCUCGAGUUCACCGAGAUUGGGCUGCAGGCUGUCGAUGAAAAGGAAUAA
Molecule: messenger RNA, 1653 nt
Organism: Phytophthora infestans T30-4
Lineage: Eukaryota; Oomycota; Peronosporomycetes; Peronosporales; Peronosporaceae
Exons: 6
Coding region: 1-1653 (550 amino acids)
Source: RefSeq, a predicted model, not a curated record